Messenger RNA from Esox lucius (northern pike), 1948 nucleotides. RefSeq names its product crystallin, lambda 1 (gene cryl1). Bases 68 to 1015 code for a protein of 315 amino acids. Gene Ontology annotation, biological process: fatty acid metabolic process. The transcript has 8 exons. Gene Ontology annotation, molecular function: L-gulonate 3-dehydrogenase activity; NAD+ binding. The record is from RefSeq and is a predicted model, not a curated record. NCBI's taxonomy places the organism in Eukaryota, Metazoa, Chordata, Actinopteri, Esociformes, Esocidae.
CACUUUGUCAGUGGUCAACAGAAAUCUAAACAAGGCAGAAGAAGACCACUGAGCAAACCUGUGUGAAAUGAGCUCCUCUGAAGGGAAGAUUAUAUCCGUAAUUGGAAGUGGGCUGAUUGGGCGCUCCUGGGCCAUGGUGUUUAUGAGUGGAGGCUACAGAGUGAAAGUCUAUGACAACAAACCUGGCCAGGCUGCCAGGGCCAUCCAGGAUGUCAGGAAACAACUUGAGGAGCUGCAGGAAGCCCACAUGCUGAGGGGGGAUCUAAGCGCCUCAGAACAGCUAGCCCUACUGAGCAGCCACGAUGACCUCCCCCAGGCACUAGAGGGAGCCUUCUUUGUUCAGGAGUGUGUGUUUGAGGAGGUCGAGGCCAAGCAGGGUGUCUUCCAGGCGGUGGAGAGUCUGGUGGGAGAGGACGUGAUCCUCAGUAGCUCCACCUCCUGUCUGUUACCUAGCAACGUGUUCGCCCGGGUCCAGAACCGGAAGCGCUGUAUCAUAUCUCACCCGGUGAACCCACCCUACUACGUGCGGCUGGUGGAGCUGGUGCCACACCCUGAGAUGUUGCCGGGGGUGAUGGACAUCACCUUCGCCCUGAUGACCUCGGUGGGCCAGGCCCCAGUCAGGCUGAAGAAGGAGAUUGACGGCUUUGCCCUGAACCGUUUGCAGUACGCCAUCAUCGCUGAGUCCUGGAGGCUCGUCCAGGACGGUGUCAUCUCAGUCAGGGACAUUGACCUUGUGAUGUCAGAAGGUUUAGGAAUGCGCUACGCUUUUAUUGGUCCAAUGGAAACCAUGCACCUCAAUGCACCUGAAGGUCUUGAGGACUAUCUCAAGCGCUACAGAGAGGGCAUGAGGAGAGUUCUGACCACAUUUGGACCCGUUCCUGAAUUCUCGGGGGAAGCGGCUGAGCGUAUCAACAAAGAGAUGUGUGAGAUGAUUCCUCCUGACCAUCAGAACCUGUCUGCCAAGAGAGAGAGGAGAGACCAGCUCCUAAUGGGUCUGGCCAACCUGAAGAAGUGACCCCAGGGCUGUUAAAACGGGGUGGGCUGGGUUCUGACAGGGGCUGCUGUCACUUAAACGUCCGCCGAGGAGCGUGGUGAUGACAAUGUUUCUGAGUACUGUACCUUUCGGUCCUCACGCGCAGUCGGUCAACAAAUCUGGGAUGUUACUGUAGUCCUCACUCAGAAUAAAGCAAUCUGGGUAUUUAUUACUGAGGCAUCAAAAAAAAAAAUCUAACCACCAUAUUUGUUAUGCAAUCGACAGUUUGAUCAUCAGAAAAUGGAUUUCCUGGUUUAGUCAUAACAAAGUGGCUUCUUGAAUUAUUAAUAUUAAGUGUGAAAACUGUAUGUUGAAAAGUUAAGGAGGCUGUUUGCAUCAAUCGAUGUCAAAUUAGUCAAGACUAUGGAUUUUUCAGGGUUACUGUAGAAUAUUCACCAAUACAAGUACCAAGUCAUCAAUAGUUUAUGCCAAAUAAAUCAUCACUUUGUCAGAUAUUUAUACCCAAAAUGACUUGAGAGUUAGCCUUUUGAUGAUUCGUUUUUUCCUAACUUUCCUAACCCAUUACAUUUUCACACACAAUGCAUAUGAGCUUGGAACACCUACCAUUUGACUUUGCCUUUUAAGGAGGGACUGUUAAGUAUUUCUCAUCAUUUGAAUUUAGUAAAUCACAAUACUGUAAGGUAUGGCAUCAAAUAGAGCAGCAUUUCUGACCUUUGGUCAUGUGAAAAGUUUUAUAUAGAGUCUAGCCUGAGCCAGCCACUUCAUACAAUCAAUCAAUAAAUUUAUAAAUCAGGAUACAAAGAAAAAGGGCACACUCCUUAGGUUUACAAGGAUUUACAGUGGAGAAGAACUGAUCCUACCCCCCGUCACAUUAAUAUAGCAGUGUAAAAACUUGGGGCUGAGACAUGGGGGUCAUGUGACGCUGUGGCCCUCUCUGUGGGAAGCCCCCGACAG